UUUUGUUCGAAAUCCAAACAUCAGCUAGCCUAGACUCGCUCUUGUUCGGCUCGUCGUAAAUGAAGAGCAUUCCCCUUCUUCUCAUGGGCUGCGGUGGCGUCGGCCGGCAGCUUCUCGCUCACAUCGUUGCCUGCCGUUCUCUCCAUUCGAAGCAGGGCUUGGCGCUUCGAGUAGUAGGAAUCUGUGACAGUCGCUCCUUGUUUGUUGUCCAUGAUGUCUUAAAUUUGGAGCUUAAAGAUGACUUAUUGAAAGAAAUCUGCAGGAGAAAAUCAUCGGGGUCUUCACUGUCAUCUCUGCUGGAUUUAGGAGAAUUUCAAAGUUUCAACGAUUCAGAAGCAAGAAAAAAGGUUCUUGAUAUUGCUGGUCUUCUUGGCAGAUCCGCUGGUGUUGUACUGGCUGAUUGUUCUGCCAGCUCGGAGACUACAGAAUUACUAAAGCAGGGUAUUGACCUUGGAUGCUGCAUUGUGCUGGCAAACAAAAAACCACUGACAAGUAAAAUUGAAGACUUUGAAAAGUUGAUCUCUGAUUUCCGCCAUAUCCGUUUUGAAUCAACUGUUGGAGCUGGUCUUCCUAUCAUUGCUUCUGUCAGUCGUGUCCUUUCAUCAGGAGAUCCUAUCUAUCGUAUUAUUGGGAGCUUGAGUGGUACCCUGGGUUAUGUGAUGAGUGAAUUGGAGGAUGGAAAAUUGUUUAGCUUUGUUGUUAAAGAAGCUAAAUGUCUUGGAUAUACAGAACCAGAUCCACGUGAUGAUCUUGGUGGGAUGGAUGUUGCCAGAAAGGCCUUGAUCCUUGCUCGCCUUCUUGGACAACGAAUAAACCUUGAAGAUAUUAAGGUGGAUUCAUUGUACCCUGAUGAUAUGGGUCCUAAAUCAAUGUCUAUAGAAGACUUCAUCAACCAUGGUCUUCCAUUGCUUGAUAGAGAUGUUGCAGAGAAAGUUGAGGUGGCUACUUUUAGAGGAAACAUCCUCCGAUAUGUGUGUAAAAUAGAAGGCUCAAGCUGCCAAGUUGGGCUACAAGAGCUUCCAAAGGAUUCUCCGUUGGGCAGAUUAAGAGGAAGUGACAACAUGGUGGAAAUAUACAGCAGGUGUUACAAGAACUCUCCUCUGGUGAUUCAGGGAGCAGGAGCAGGAAAUGAUACAACAGCUGCAGGAGUCCUAGCUGAUAUUGUGGAUCUACAGGAUCUGUUCAAGUAAAAGUUCCUUCUUUUCAUGGAAGGUCUUAUUUUCUAUAUAUAUUUUUUCUAGCGAUGUAAAGGUUGGGGAUUUGAUUCCAUUCAUUCUUCAUUAAACAUAGAAGAUGUGUUUGGAGUGGUGGUCUCUUUGCCCUGAAAGAUUGUUGGAGAUUCCAUUCAGCCUCAUCCAUCAUUUCAGGUCUUUUCCCCAAUAACGGAAGAUGAAGUUUUAUUCUCAUAAAUAUAAUCCUCA
Molecule: messenger RNA, 1421 nt
Organism: Phalaenopsis equestris
Lineage: Eukaryota; Viridiplantae; Streptophyta; Magnoliopsida; Asparagales; Orchidaceae
Product: bifunctional aspartokinase/homoserine dehydrogenase 1
Exons: 13
Coding region: 60-1190 (376 amino acids)
Biological process (GO): aspartate family amino acid biosynthetic process
Molecular function (GO): homoserine dehydrogenase activity; aspartate kinase activity
Source: RefSeq, a predicted model, not a curated record